Messenger RNA from Trichomycterus rosablanca, 2318 nucleotides. RefSeq names its product lymphocyte cytosolic protein 1 (L-plastin) (gene lcp1). Lineage: Eukaryota; Metazoa; Chordata; Actinopteri; Siluriformes; Trichomycteridae. The record is from RefSeq and is a predicted model, not a curated record. Gene Ontology annotation, cellular component: actin filament; actin filament bundle; cytoplasm. Bases 87 to 1964 code for a protein of 625 amino acids. Gene Ontology annotation, biological process: actin filament network formation; actin filament bundle assembly. Gene Ontology annotation, molecular function: calcium ion binding; actin filament binding. The transcript is spliced from 16 exons.
CCAGAGAUACUCUGCACACUGCUUGUGUUAACGCAGAGAAACAAAUAGAACAAACCGGACCCUCACAUUAACCUUUUUCAGCAGCAAUGGCCGGCACAGCACCGAUAUCAUCUGAAGAGCUGGAGGAUCUGAGAGAGGCCUUCAGCAAAGUUGAUCUGGAUUCUAAUGGCUACAUUAGCACAGAUGAGCUGACUGAGCUGUUUAAGGUCGCUAAUCUUCCUUUGCCUGGUUAUCGAGUUCGUGAAAUCAUCGAGGAGCUCAGCCGAACCAUGGACCAAAAUAAUGAUGGCAAGAUCACAUUCGAUGAGUUUGCAAAGGUCUUUAGCCAGCUGAAGAACUCAGAGGUGGCAAAAACAUUCCGAAAGGCUAUCAACAAGAAGGAGGGAAUCUGUGCUAUAGCAGGAACCUCGGAGCAAUCCGGCACUCAGCAUUCAUACUCAGAGGAAGAAAAGGUAGCGUUUGUGAACUGGAUCAACAAGGCUUUAGAGAAGGACCCUGACUGCAAGCAUAUUCUCCCAAUGGACCCCAGCUCAGACGACUUGUUCACCGCAGUAGGAGAUGGCAUUGUGCUCUGUAAAAUGAUCAACUUGUCCAUCCCUGACACUAUUGAUGAGAGAACCAUCAAUAAGAAGAAACUCACACCUUUUACUAUUCAGGAGAAUCUAAAUCUGGCUCUGAACUCAGCUUCAGCUAUUGGUUGCCAUGUUGUGAACAUUGGAGCAGCGGACCUGAAGGAAGGCAGACAACAUUUGGUUCUCGGGCUUCUUUGGCAGGUCAUCAAAAUCGGCUUGCUUGCAGAUAUUGAGAUCAGCAGGAAUGAAGCUCUAAUCGCUCUGCUGAGGGAUGGUGAGAGUCUGGAGGACCUAAUGAAGCUGUCCCCUGAGGAACUGCUCCUGCGGUGGGCCAAUUACCACCUGGAACAGGCUGGCUGCUCGAAAAUUAACAACUUCAGCUCUGAUAUUAAGGACUCAAAAGCCUAUUACAACAUCCUGAACCAAGUGGCUCCUAAAGGAGAUGAAGAAGGCAUCCCUCCUAUUCCUAUUGAUAUAUCCGGAAUAAGGGAAAAAGACGACCUAAAAAGAGCAGAGCUCAUGCUGGAGCAGGCAGAUUGCCUUGGUUGCCGCCAGUUUGUCACAGCGAAUGAUGUUGUACGUGGAAAUCCCAAGCUUAACUUGGCUUACGUGGCCAACCUUUUCAACAAAUAUCCUGCUCUAAAGAAGCCAGAAAACCAAGACAUCGACUGGAGCUCCAUUGAAGGUGAAACCAGAGAGGAACGCACUUUCCGCAACUGGAUGAACUCCCUUGGGGUGAAUCCUCGCGUGAACCAUCUCUAUGUAGACCUGGCUGAUGCUUUGGUCAUUUUCCAGCUCUAUGAAAAGAUCAAAGUUCCCGUAGACUGGGACAGAGUGAACAAACCACCAUAUCCCAAACUUGGCAGCAACAUGAAGAAGCUGGAAAACUGUAACUAUGCAGUGGAACUGGGUAAAAAGGAGGCAAAGUUUUCUUUGGUGGGCAUCGCUGGGCAGGACCUGAACGAGGGCAACCGCAAACUUACACUCGCUUUGCUCUGGCAGCUCAUGAGGAGGUACACACUGAACAUCCUGGAGGAACUCGGAGACGGACAGAAGGUCAAUGAUGACACCAUUGUCAGCUGGGUGAAUGAUACGCUUACUCAAGCUGAAAAGAAAACCAUCAGUGGAUUCAAGGAUGGAUCCAUCAGCAGCAGCUUGCCUGUCCUGGACCUCAUCGACGCCAUUCAGCCGGGCUCAAUCCGCUAUGAUCUGGUCAAGACUGAAGAUCUCAAUGAUGAUGAAAAACUCAACAACGCCAAGUACGCCAUCUCAAUGGCCAGGAAGAUCGGAGCUCGGGUUUACGCUCUUCCAGAAGAUCUGAUGGAAGUCAAGCCCAAAAUGGUCAUGACCGUCUUCGCCUGUCUCAUGGCCCGAGGAAUGAAAAGAAUUUAGCAUGGGUGCUAACCAAAUGUAUACACCAAUCACAAUUCUCUGCCUACUAUGUAACAAACCAUUUUAUGCUUGUUGUCAUAAAAUAACUUGUGACCUUACUGGAGGAAAAAACAUGGCUGGAAAUCGCAGGACUGGAAUGUGCAGUGUUGUUUUUUAAGUGUUUCUUUUUUACUAAUAUAAGCUUUUUCCAAUGCGAACAUGACAUACUAGUGUAACAGAGUUGUAUUAGUAAGCAUGAAAAACUGCUAAAUGUUUUAUUCAUUUCCACAUUAUUCAUGCAAUGCUAACAUGGUUAAUGCAGAUGUGGACUUGUUACAAUCAGAAGUAAAUAAAAUCUUUGAUAGUUUUCUAUUA